UACUCCCUUUUAGUUUCCAAGCCCCUCUUCGCCUUGGUCUGCAGUUUCUCUCCCGAACUCAUCCCUGAUGGCUUCGUCGACGUCUUCUCCUGCCGUGAUGCUCUUCUUGUUCGCCAUCUUCGCCUUGUCGUCCGCCUUGGACAUGUCGAUCACCUCUUACGAUAGGACUCGUGCCGACGGCUCAAACUGGAGGACAGAUGAGGAGGUCAGGGACAUGUACGAGCACUGGCUGUUGGAACAUGGCAAGCUCUACAACGGCCUGGGGGAGAAGGAGAAGAGGUUUCAGAUCUUCAAGGACAACCUCAGGUUCAUCGAUGAGCGCAACGCCGAGAGCCGGACCUACAAACUGGGUUUGAAUCGGUUCGCCGAUCUGACCAACGACGAGUACCGGGCCAAGUAUCUUGGAGCCAGGAUUGAUCACAAGAGGAGGAUUGCCAAGACCAGGAGCAACCGUUACGCUCCAUGUGUCGGUGACAAAUUACCGGGUUUCGUUGAUUGGAGGAAGGAAGGCGCCGUAGUCGAGGUCAAGGACCAAGGAAGCUGCGGGAGCUGCUGGGCCUUUUCAACUGUCGCUGCCGUGGAAGGAAUUAACAAGAUAGUGACUGGAGAUUUAAUUUCACUAUCAGAGCAAGAGCUGGUCGACUGCGAUACAUCAUAUAACGAAGGAUGCAACGGUGGACUCAUGGACUACGGUUUUGAGUUCAUCAUCAACAACGGCGGUAUUGACACCGAAGAAGAUUACCCCUAUCGUGCUGUUAAUGGUAGAUGUGACACAUACAGGAAAAAUGCUAAAGUCGUCACAAUUGAUGACUACGAGGACGUUCCUGUCAAUGACGAGAGGGCAUUGCAAAAGGCCGUUGCAAAUCAGCCUGUGAGCGUUGCCAUUGAAGGUGGUGGCAGGGAAUUCCAGUUAUAUGUAUCCGGCGUCUUCACGGGAGAUUGUGGAACAGCAUUAGAUCACGGUGUCACAGCUGUGGGAUAUGGUACAGAAAAUGGAGUUGACUAUUGGAUCGUGAGAAACUCAUGGGGCAAGAGCUGGGGAGAGAACGGGUAUGUGAGAUUGGAACGUAAUCUGGCUACAAGCAACACUGGAAAAUGUGGAAUUGCGAUGGAGUCGUCGUACCCAAUUAAAAAAGGCCCAAAUCCCCCAAACCCUGGACCAUCACCCCCUUCACCUGUAAAGCCACCAACUGUUUGCGAUAGUUAUUACAGCUGUGCUGAGAGCACUACUUGCUGCUGCGUAUACGAAUAUGGAAAGUAUUGCUUUGCCUGGGGAUGUUGUCCUCUUGAAGCUGCGACCUGCUGUGAAGACCACUCCAGUUGCUGCCCUCACGACUAUCCUAUUUGCAACCUUGAAGAAGGCACUUGUCUCAUGAACAAGAACAGUCCAUUUGGAGUGAAGGCUAUGAAGCGCACUCCAGCUAAACCCCACUGGGCUUUUGGGGCUAAGAACAAAGUAAGCAGUGCUUAAGUGAAUGGUGUAUGACGAAGCCAGGGCGGACAAAGUAGACUGAUAGCAUGUUUGAUAAUCUUUUCAUUAUGAUGCAUGCCCAUAAAUAUACUGAUAGCUGCAUUUGAAACUUUAUCAGAUAAAUGGUCUGCAAACUUUAUAGUCAAGCAUUUGCUCUGUACAUAUGGUUGUAUUUACGUGUUAUUGUAUUCGAGCCUUGAAGGCAAGAACACGAUUAUUGUAAGGUUUCCAGCUUCUGUAGGCUGAUUACGUUUAUCAUUUGACAAUGCCACAAUGGUGGAAUGAAUUUCAUAUUCACAUGAUGCA
Molecule: messenger RNA, 1777 nt
Organism: Neltuma alba
Lineage: Eukaryota; Viridiplantae; Streptophyta; Magnoliopsida; Fabales; Fabaceae
Product: low-temperature-induced cysteine proteinase-like
Exons: 5
Coding region: 68-1471 (467 amino acids)
Biological process (GO): proteolysis
Molecular function (GO): cysteine-type peptidase activity
Source: RefSeq, a predicted model, not a curated record